This is a messenger RNA of Centrocercus urophasianus (Greater sage-grouse), 2020 nucleotides long. RefSeq lists its product as uncharacterized. Gene Ontology annotation, cellular component: nucleus. NCBI's taxonomy places the organism in Eukaryota, Metazoa, Chordata, Aves, Galliformes, Phasianidae. The transcript has 2 exons. The record is from RefSeq and is a predicted model, not a curated record. The coding region runs from base 3 to 1151 and encodes 382 amino acids.
GAAUGGCCGAGGACUCGCCCAAGCGGCGCAAGGCCAAUUUCAACGAGGCGGAGACGGAGGUGCUGAUCGAGCAGGUGCUGAAGCACGAGCGGCUGCUGUUCGCGGCGGGGCCGGGCCGCGCCUCCCCGGGCCAGAAGCGAAAGGUGUGGGAGCUGAUCCGGCACAAGGUGAACCCGGUGGCCGCCUGUCCGCGCGACGUGGAGGACCUGAAGAAGCGCUGGCGGGACCUGAAACGCCGCGACCGCAGCAAGCUGUGCCGCCUGUCUCAGGGCGGCGGGCCGCCGGGCCCCGCUGCAGCCCUCGGCCUCUUGCUGGCCCCCGAGGAGCUGCCGCCCGGCGCCGCGCCCGCCCCCCGCCCCCACCACCACCACCACCACCACCACCACCACCUGCACCCCCGCGCCUACGGCUCCCUGCUGCACGCCGAGGCCGUGCCCAUCGUGGGCGGCAUCGACACGUUGGAGCUGCCCGGCGCUGCCGUGGGGGAGAUGGGAUUUAACGAUGAUCCUGGCCCAUCUCAUCAACCCGGUCUUGAGAAGAUAAACCUAAAAGAAGAGAUAGUGGUGAAAGUGGUAGAGCCGGAGGAAAGCUCUGAGGACAUGGCAGUAGUCCCACCUAGCCAGGAGCAGCUGCCUUAUCUGGGGACAUCUGGUGGUGCUUCCUCAGGGAAGGUAAAAGCCAAAUCAAAAGGCAGAUCCCAGGCAGACCAAAUCGGAAUAACUGAAGCGGACCUAGUGCAGAUUCAGCAGACCCAGAUGCAGGUGAUUCAGUCUGGCUUUGACAGUGUCAACCACAAUCUUCAGCUGCUGCAGCAAGGCAUGCAGGAUCUGAGUAACAGCCUCAGCAUCAUGGCGCAUACGCUUGUUGCUAUCAAAAACGUCUACGUGAAAAACAACACCGGCCCAACUACAUACACCACCACCUCUACUCAGACCACAGCCGGGUACCUGAGCCCGGGUUCUCCCCAGGUUUCCCCUGCUGAGGACAGAGGCCGGGUGCAGAUGGCUGGAAGCAGCAGCAGGAGCAGCAGCUGCAGUUCCAGCUCUACAUCCCAGGAACCAGGUCCUUCAGAGUUUCCCAGGCCCCCCCUGAGAACCAUUAAGAAAGAACAUCCAAACGGCUGCUACUACUUCUGCUUUGCAGACAUGUAAAACUUGAAUAUAUGUACAGUGACUGUGGUGUUAGGUGCUGUUGUUUGUUCUGCUCCAGCCUGUGACUUGAAGGAGCAAAGUGGACUUGCCCCCCGCAUUUUUUCCCAGUGGGAAAUGUUUCUCUAUAGGAGGUGGCAUUAAACACUAAAUACCAGUUCUGUUUGUUAACUCAGUUUCAGUUGGCUAAUGUUUUUCUGCUGUUCUCUUUAUCCUCUUACUCUCUCAAAAACAAACAGAUUUAUUUUGGCUAUAACUCUUGUCUGUAUUACCCUUUGUUUAAUGUGACCUUUUGGAAAAUAAAAGGCAUGAGAUUUGGGUGAAAAAGUAACGUUAUGGUUACUGACUACCAGGAGCUGUCUUACAUGAGUUGCUUAGUUGUUUUUGUUUUUUUUUUUUUUAUUAAACAAAUGGCAAAAUGAGCUGGUGUUUUUAAGUAGUUGCUUUUUGUAAUACUUAUAACUGUUCGCUUGUUUGCUGUUGGUUUGAGGUUUUGUUUUUCUAAGUCUCAGCUGUGCAAGGAAGAUAUGGCAGGAAGGGUCGGAUACACCUGCUUCCCUGAGGAAUGGUUUUAGGAUUGAGCUGUUGAUGAUGAAUGUGCUUCUCCAAAUUUGUACAGCAUUGCUCCAUUUGGCUGCUGCUCAUUCCCAGCUUGCCAAAUGCAUCUUCUCAGAGGCAUUGUGUUUUAUUUCACUAGCAGAGCAGGCUAUUUCUUGUGAUAUUAUUAAGAUAGAGACAUAAAACAAAAACAGUAACUGAUGAGUGAUGCUUGGCUUUGACAUGGAAUGACAUUUCUUAUUAUGGCUUGUAAGCAGAUUUUGCAAGCUUUCUGGAAUUGGUAUCACUUGAAAUACAAAGAACAAAAAAACCUU